AUGGGAAAGUGCUGUAGUCUGCAGUGCCUGCGCUGCGAGGAGGAGCUGCACCGGCAGGAACGGCUGAGGAACCAUGAGCGGAUAAGGCUCAAACCUGGCCACAUCCCUUACUGCGACCCCUGCAAGGGCCCCAAUGGCCAUUCCCCCGGCGUGAGGCAGAGGGCCACCGUGAGGUGCCAGACCUGCAAAACCAACUUGUGCCUGGAGUGCCAGAAGAGGACUCACUCGGGGGGUAACAAAAGGAGACACCCGGUUACUGUGUACCAUGUCCCUAAGGUGGACGGGUCCCUGGAGGAAGAGGAGAUGGACGUUGAGACCCAAAGGAAGAAGAUGACUGAGAAGGUUGUGAGUUUCCUCCUAGUAGAUGAAAAUGAAGAAAUUCAGGUAACGAAUGAAGAGGACUUUAUUAGGAAAUUGGACUGCAAGCCUGAUCAGAAUCUGAAGGUGGUUUCUAUUUUUGGAAAUACUGGUGAUGGAAAGUCUCAUACCCUCAACCACACUUUCUUUUAUGGCCGCGAAGUCUUCAAAACCUCCCCUGCCCAGGAGUCCUGCACCGUGGGAGUGUGGGCAGCCUAUGACCCGGUCCACAAAGUAGCAGUGAUAGACACCGAAGGGCUCUUGGGGGCCACGGUGAAUCUCAGCCAGAGAACACGGCUGCUACUUAAGGUCUUGGCCAUCUCAGAUCUGGUCAUCUAUCGAACUCAUGCAGACCGGCUGCAUAAUGACCUCUUCAAGUUCCUUGGGGACGCCUCAGAAGCUUAUCUGAAGCACUUCACCAAGGAGCUCAAAGCUACCACUGCCCGCUGUGGUCUGGAUGUCCCCUUAUCCACUCUGGGCCCUGCCGUCAUCAUUUUCCAUGAGACUGUGCACACACAACUACUGGGUUCUGGUGAGUAG
Messenger RNA from Echinops telfairi (small Madagascar hedgehog), 897 nucleotides. Its product is annotated as zinc finger FYVE domain-containing protein 1-like. Bases 1 to 897 code for a protein of 298 amino acids. Lineage: Eukaryota; Metazoa; Chordata; Mammalia; Afrosoricida; Tenrecidae. The transcript is spliced from 3 exons. The record is from RefSeq and is a predicted model, not a curated record.